GGUGCGUGUGGGCCUCCUGCUGCGUGCCCCAUGGCGGAGGAAUCAAAAGCCGCAGCCCGGAGCGGUGGUUUUCGAUGCGUGCAUUGCGGCGGCAAAGUGGAGGAGUUGUUCUACCGGAUCGGGCAGGACAUUUGCCUGAGCCAGUGCACUUUGUGCGGGCAGGUUGCGGAUCACUACAUCGAGUUCGAGGCGUUGCUGGUGUUCAUCGACAUGCAGCUGCUGCGGCCCGAGGUGUACCGGCACCUCCUCUUCAACCGCUUCAAGGAUAGCGGGCUGCGCAGGGAGGCCUGGCGGUUCCUUCUGCUGGGCUUGUUGCUGGACACCUACCACCGGUGGUUCUGUCUGCCGGAGGUAGCUGUUGCCGGCUUCGCUGGCUCCCAAAGCCGCUCAGAUUGGCCGGUGCUGGGUGCCACAGUUGUGGAGACCGUCGUCUAUUUGCUGACUCUGAGCUUCGCAGCCCUCAGCUUCGAAGGCUGCAGACCUUCCCGGAAGUGGCGGGUGGAGGCACAUUUGAACAUUUGGGAGGCCGUUUCCAUUUCCAGUUUCGGGAAGAUCUUCGGGCUGGUGGGGCCCAUUUGGGGAUCAGCUUCGAGUCAUGCCAUGGCCGACGCCAUGGACGUUGCGCUCGCGCUUUUCGUGGCUGCUUCCAAUGUAUUGGCGGUCCAAAUGGUUCUCGGAGAUGCUCAGUCCAACUGCAGAUGGGCAGCUGCAAUGGCGGUGGCAGCGGGGCAUGCAGGUCGUUAUGGCGCCAAGUUGUUCCUCACGCCUUUGAGCGUUUGAAGGAGGGACGUGGAGAUGUCGGUCGCCAGAGAGUCAGGUCAACUGAGCCAACUGGGGCAUGCCAAAACAGCCGCCAGGCCGCAAAGCAAAGCCAAAGUGCUUUUGGAGAAGACUGCAAUGCAUGGGCCACGGCAAGUGGGUGCCUUUGCAGGGGCGAUUGCGAUCAUUGACAGAUUAAGCUCGGCAUCCAUUCGCGAACUCCCAGGCGCAAGUUGUGGAGA
This is a messenger RNA of Effrenium voratum, 1001 nucleotides long. NCBI's taxonomy places the organism in Eukaryota, Dinophyceae, Suessiales, Symbiodiniaceae. The record is from the annotation of a GenBank genome assembly.